Molecule: messenger RNA, 663 nt
Organism: Notodromas monacha
Lineage: Eukaryota; Metazoa; Arthropoda; Ostracoda; Podocopida; Cyprididae
Source: the annotation of a GenBank genome assembly
GCAGAUGCUUUCGAAAGUGUAAUUAACUCGUGUUUCUCUUGUAAAAUUUGAGCGGACUGCAAAAUUGAAGACGAAUCACCACUGUUGUCUUGAGGCCCUUUUCUUGGUUAGACGCAGUCAGCCAUGUCUGAUAGAAAGGCGGAAUUGGAGCGCAAGAAGGCCAAGUUGGCUGCCUUGCGCGAGGAGAAAGAACGACGACGAAAAGAGAAGGAACAACGCGAGGUGGAAGAAGCUGCGAUUCGUGCCAUUCGUGGAACCGGCGGGGAAGUCGGCGAUGUGCAAACCGAAGUGAAUAGAGUCCUGUCGGAAGUGGGGAUCCUCCCGGUUGAUGAGGUUGUAGGAAAAAUUGCGUCGCUUGCGCCGCCCUUGAGCGAAGUGGGCGGGCAAGGCAAUGUUGCUGGCUUUGCUGGGGAUACGGGUCAAUCGAAACCACGGAAGAAAGUGAACUUGUCCGUGGCGAACGUGCUUGUGGAGAACAUUCCCCCGAAGGAACAAGUCAUCUAUGAUAAGGAGACUCAAACUGCCGGAUCUGCUGGACCUACUAGUUUUAUCCAUCCCCUGUUCGCUUAUUGCUCUAACAUGAUUUCCCCCGUUUUUAUUUUUAUCAUCUCCAUGCCGGAAGAAUCCGAGGAAGAACCCUGUGCUCCGACGAAUAAGUUGUGA